CGCGGUUUCCGUCGCGGGCCUGGAUUGGUCGCAGAGGGGCGCUCGGCAAAAGGCGGCAGCGGGCAAAACCCCGGCGGCAGCCGCUUUUGUGAUGGAGACAGCGUUGAGGUCUCAUUGUGAUGAACAGCACCCUCAUCAGGCUGAAGACAUAAGCAGGAAGCACGAGCAGAACAGCAAGCUUUCAGGAAUAAAAAAAGAUAUUGAAAAACUUUAUGAAGCAGUGCCACAGCUUGUAAGUUUCAAAAUUAAGGAAAAAAUUGGAGAAGGUACUUUUAGUUCUGUUUACUUGGCCACAGCACAACUACAAACAGGAUGUGAAGAAAAAAUGGCUCUGAAGCACUUGAUUCCAACCAGUCACCCUCUGCGAAUUGCUGCUGAACUUCAGUGCCUCACAGUAGCAGGGGGACAAGAUAAUGUUAUGGGAGUUAAAUAUUGCUUUAGGAAAAAUGAUCAUGUGGUUAUUGUUAUGCCCUAUCUGGAACAUGAAUCCUUCUUGGACAUUUUGAAUACUCUUUCCUUUGAAGAAGUGAGAGAAUACAUGUUUAAUCUGUUUAAAGCAUUGAGGCGCAUUCAUCACUUUGGUAUUGUUCAUCGUGAUGUCAAACCCAGUAACUUCCUCUACAACAGGCAGCUAAAAGAGUAUGCCUUGGUAGAUUUUGGCUUGGCGCAAGGAACCCCGGAUACAAAAAUUGAACUUCUCAAAACUGCCCAGUCUGAAGACCAGCAGGGAAGUUGCUCACAAAGUAAUCCCAACACAGCCUUGGGAAAUGGGGUUUCUGUCAGUGUCACAGCACCUAAACAGAUAGCUCAACAAUCAGCCUCAAAAGCGUCUGAUAAACAGUCCAGCUCACUUUCAAAAAUACAGAUUAAACAAGGAAGAGGAGGAAAGGAGGAAUAUGUGCACCAUUCUGUCCAACGGUCUGUCUUUGGAGAGAGGAAUUUCAAUGUCUAUAGUUCCACAUACCAGGAGAACUCAAAUACAAAACUCAUGAAACAAUCAAAGGUGAUCGAUGUUUCAUCUAGGAAGCUAGUAACAAAGAAGAAGAUUAUUUCUACCAGAACAGUGAGCAAUGGGGUAGGCAGGAAAGCUGCCAGUGGUUGUCCAUCAAACCUGACCUGUGACUGUUACGCAACGGAUAGAGUUUGCAGUGUUUGCCUUUCAAGGUGUCAGCAAGUUGCUCCCAGAGCAGGAACACCUGGAUUCAGAGCACCAGAAGUAUUAACAAAGUGCCCCACUCAGACAACAGCAAUUGACAUGUGGUCUGCAGGAAUUGUAUUCCUUUCUCUGCUCAGUGGACGGUAUCCAUUUUACAAAGCAAGUGAUGAUUUAACUGCUUUGGCACAAAUCAUGACAGUUCGUGGAUCCAGGGAAACCAUUCAGGCUGCUAAAACUUUCGGUAAAUCCGUUCUGUGUACUCACGUUAUCCCAGCACAAAACUUAAGAGUCCUUUGUGAAAAGCUGAGAGGAACAAAUAGCAGCUGUAGCAGAUCCCUGCCUGAUGUACCCAUCAAGUCUGUAAGUGACUCAGCUUUGCCAGUUGAAAUAGACAAACAGUGUGCCCCUGAGACACUUGGAAAAGAAAUUCAAUACUUAAAGGGUUGUCAGGAAGGUGAUGGUGCUUCUGAAAUUAAGGCAACAGACAUGAAAGGAUGGGAUCAGGUUCCUGAUGAAGCAUAUGACCUACUUGAUAAGCUACUAGACUUAAACCCUGCAACAAGAAUAACUGCAAAAGAGGCUUUGCUGCAUCCCUUUUUUAAAGGCAUAAGACUAUGAGAACAUAUCCUGUUAUUGCUUUGAUACGUUAUGUGAAAAUGAGAUUCUGAAGCAGUUUUACCCUGUUGCCAUUAAUGUUUACACUCAGUGAAAUACCAUGACAUUGUGCACAGCACUACUGAAAUUGUCUUGUGCAGCUGGACUGCAAAUGUAAGUUUGCAUUAAGAAAUACUUACAGAUGUAAAUAUUACAUAAACAUCACUAGCGUGGUCUUAUCCUAAGACACUUUUGAGGUGUUAUUACUGUGCAUACCUGUUCUCUAAGAAAAUUUUCCUUGACUAACAACUAAAAAGAAGAGUUUCUUGCGCUCUAAGCUUAAUUCUUAAGAUUCUCCCUAAAAACAUACAAAUUUGUGUAAAGGCAGGACUGAGAUGAAAAAGUGCUUGAGAGGCUUUUUUCCAUACUUUCAUAUCUCUGCUUUGUUCCUGAGUAGUACAUGGGAGACUGAAAGUGGAACAAACUGCAUUAAUUUUGUUCAGACUAUUUUCAGACAACAGUUUUACUUUGGGAGUGUUGCUAGAAGAAGGGCCAGGUACUGGAGGUUUUAUCAUCAAAAGAAAUGCAUAACUGUUUUUAAAGUACAUUUUCUCUCCCCCCAUCUGUUCAUUCCUACUUAGGUAAUAGUGAAAAAUGCAGAUACUCAUUUUGCACAGCCCAUAUUUCCUCUGUGCCAUGGGUAGCUGUCAAUAUGCAACAACUAUGGCCUACGGAAUGUCUUGUGUGACAUGUAAAAGUGAUUUCUGUUAUGGAAGCUGAUCUUCACAGAAUAUCUUUUAAAUAAAGGAUUUGUUUUUAUAACUUCAGAACUGUGUCUAGAGAUGCUUCUAUAAAAAUAAGAUUAGUCGAGUGAAGUUUUCCUGUGGGACGUUCCUGCUCAGGAAGAAUUAUGCAGAUUUGUUUCCUGCAUAAAUUCCUCAGUAAUGUAAAACACUUUUCAGAUAGCACUAGUGUAUAUAGCUGUCAUAGUGGAAGUAUCUUAAUUAUCAAGGAAGUCUUACACAAAGUUAAAAACUAGCUAUUGUCUAGUCUUAAGUAGGAAAAACAACCUUAAUAACCUCUACCCCCAAGUAUCAUUGUACAAAGAAAUUUCCAUUAUGCUCAGCAGAGGUGCUUCUUUAAAAAUGCAUGAUACUUAUGGAGACUGAAAUUUAAUACAAUGUUUUUCCACUUACAUUUCUUCAAAUGCUAGUGGAGCUGUUGCUGUAAAAGGUUACAAGCCAUUCUGUGAAAAGAUUACUGCUUUGAUAGCUUUUGUACAAGCCUUCUCAUAGAAGGUGUUUGUAAUGUUAGUGCAAAGGUCAUGACCAGUGCUGUGGCUGAACAGCAAUUCUUUCAAUAUAUUCAAAAUCUUUAAUACAUACAAAGUGAUGGUAAUGUUGCUCUGUUCCUGGCAUCAGCUGUUAGAAAAAAAUAUUUGCAGAUGUCAGAAUAUUGAUUGCAGAAAAUCUUGAAACCCACAAAACCCUGGGGCCUCAGUCUUAGUAACGUUUGCUGUUUAUAUAAUUUCAACAAGCACAUCGCUGAGAAAUUAUUUAUCUAAAGGAACUGUGGCCAAAUUUGGCAAGCAAUGCUGUCUGCCAGUGUCUGCAGAUGUAUUGUUUCCUCCUACGUUCACUCAUGCUGUCUAUGGUCUUAUGAGAGCACUAGCUGACAAC
Molecule: messenger RNA, 3429 nt
Organism: Cygnus atratus (black swan)
Lineage: Eukaryota; Metazoa; Chordata; Aves; Anseriformes; Anatidae
Gene: CDC7
Product: cell division cycle 7
Biological process (GO): protein phosphorylation; mitotic DNA damage checkpoint signaling
Cellular component (GO): nucleus
Molecular function (GO): ATP binding; protein serine/threonine kinase activity
Source: RefSeq, a predicted model, not a curated record